AUGGAGGUUGGAUACCUGAUGAAGAGUGCUUCAGAAUUUGAAAACUUGCACAUCGUUUUGGGUCAGCUGUUGGUACAAAUACCUGCUCUUCAGUUACAAUAUAAUAUUUUGGCUGGAGUCGCCUUUCUUGGAGUUGGUCUCUGGGCCUGGAGUGAAAAGGGUAUAUUAUCCGAUAUAUCCCAAAUGACCCGCCUCAACGGCUUCGACCCCGUCGUCCUCGUCUUGCUGGUCGGAGGGGUGAUGUUCAUUCUUGGAUUUGCUGGCUGCAUCGGAGCCUUACGGGAGAAUAUCUGCCUUCUGAGAUUUUUCUGCGGCACGAUUGUGCUGAUUUUUAUCCUGGAGUUAGUCGUGGCCGUGCUGGCCUUCUUGUUCCAGGACUGGGUGAGGGACCAGGUCGAGACCUUCUUCAAGAACAACAUCAAGUCGUACCGAGAUGACAUCGACCUGCAGAACCUCAUAGAUUCUUUGCAGAAAAUAAUCUUUGGGAUUUUCCUGGCCAGGACGCUGAUUUCGGACAUCGAAGUGGUCAAGGCAGGCUACCAUUUCUAA
This is a messenger RNA of Gekko japonicus, 549 nucleotides long. RefSeq names its product tetraspanin 14 (gene TSPAN14). The transcript has 8 exons. NCBI's taxonomy places the organism in Eukaryota, Metazoa, Chordata, Lepidosauria, Squamata, Gekkonidae. Gene Ontology annotation, biological process: protein maturation; regulation of vascular endothelial growth factor signaling pathway; protein localization to plasma membrane. The record is from RefSeq and is a predicted model, not a curated record. The coding region runs from base 1 to 549 and encodes 182 amino acids. Gene Ontology annotation, cellular component: membrane.